CUAACGUCCUUUCUGCCAGCAGCCCUUUAUAUACUGUUCAAAUACGUGUGAAAUCCUAGUCCCUGCUAUUGCUAUACACUGGACUGUACAAGGGUGUUUCUCAUUGAUAUCAGUCUGCAUGCUAACAGUGGUAAAUCAAGUACUGCAUAAUGCAACCAGGACGUCCUUUGCCACAGUUGCCAAUAGAGCGACCACUACCUGAGCUACCUUACUCCUCUUACGAUACUUUACCACCAGCCCGCCCGGUGUCUAAGACUCCCCCUCCCUCGAGGAGAAUUGCCGUCGAGCAUGACAUUGAUACUCCUCCACCAUUACCUCCUGUGUCGGCUCUUGCAAUGGUGAAAAAGUCCCAAAGUGCUUUCUUUAAUAUGGAUAAUAAGGUACAGCGCCCUAGUCUCCCUGAUGCCUCUGUUCGUCCUCCAUUGCCGCCUCGCAAGUCAUCAGUUCCAGUGUCAUCAUAUCAUAAUGCAACAACCCCGCCCUCCAAACGAGAGAGCACGUCAAGCUCCCUCUCUACCGAUAGAUCCAGCAUGUACGACAUACCUAAAUCAAUGAAGUCAGGUGCUGGAGUUGGAAGGGGGCCUAGUAGCGUCUCGCUGGAUUCAGUCUCUGUUUGUAGUUUUGGUCGGGCACCCUCUCCUGUCAAUUAUGUUCCUGUAUCGGAGUCAAUGUCGCUCAAGCAGCUGGUCGCGUAUCAUCAGAAUGAGUUUCCGCUCCGUGUUGAGGUCUCUGCUGGUUAUUUUGGGGACUCUGAGUGUGAUACUUUCUCCGAAGGAGAUCGUCUUAACUUUCACUUCAUCAAGCAGCUAUCAGUCGCUGUCAUAGAGACUGGUACUGGACAACUGGUCAGAGUCCCAUUGAAUUCUGCUGCCCGUUUCUCACUCAUUUAUGAUCCAAACAAUAAUCCAAAGGAAGCAGUUACUGGGUUUGAGUUUAAGUCUGUGAAGGAUGUCCUUGCACAAAAGGACAUGCCAAAGAUAAUAUGUGCCACAAAAGCUCAUGGGAAUCCGUCAAAUGUAUCUCAUUCAGUUCAAGCUGGUGAGCUCCUCCUCAUUAAUGAAGUGAAGCAUGGUCGAUUUGGAGGUCAAUCCCUUAUAUGCACAUCCAUUGAGAAUGAGAAACAAAAGCGUCUCCCGGAAAACUGUCAAGGGUUCUUCUCCACAGCUCCCAAUCAUGUCAUGUUGUAUCUUCCAGAGCUUACUAAGAAGUUUGACCUCCCGUUGAAAGUAAUUGUCAGCGAGUUGCCAAGCAGCGGUAAUCUUGGAGGAAGAAUAUCCGACUCUCUUACAAUCAGAGAAAUUGUUACUAUUGUUAGUGUCAAUAAAGAGUCAACAAUCAUUGCUACUCCGGUCCCAGACGAAGAGGACACACAAUUUAGCAACGACAAUACUUCCAUGAUGUUUGACAUUCCUGUCGACUUGGAGAUACUCGAGGUGCAAAUAAUUGAAGAGAAGAACAGUGACGAAUUUGAGAAACUCUACGUCGAUACACGCCAGCUUCUCGACUCUUUUGAUCCUUCGAAAACAGACAAACAAGUGAGGGUUGGUAAGCAGGAUGAUUUAUAUUAUACUGCCAUACGCGAAGACCACAAGAACGUUGGUAUAGAGCUACUGGCUAGUGAGAGUAUCUAUAGUGAACCGAGACAGGUCCUUGCUAGAAAGAAAAUGGAGAAUGCAGUGAAGGAGAAGCUAAAGUCUUCAGUUGAGCAAUCUUCAACUUCUUCAUCUCCGCUGCCCCAGAUAAUAGAACCAAAAUGUUUACCUUCAGACCAAGUAAGUGUUUUGCCAAUGCACACUCACUCACAGCCACAUAACUGUGCGUAGGCAAUGGUCCUCAUGUUUUCAUGAGAUCGUUAUUUUGUUAGUUUCUGCCAAUUAUCAAAACAGUAAGAGUUAAUCUGGGGAAUUUGUGUUAGUUUUAUAUUCAAACUUCAAGCCUGCCCACCAUGAUUUCAAUCUCUUUGAGUAUGAGUCAACACACAAUCAGUGCCCAGAUCUUGUAGAUAGAGGAAGAUACUACAUGUACGAUUACCAUAAUAGCAGAAAUAAUUUAUGAUGACAUUUGUACAUUGUAUUCAACGAUGCAGUAAAUUAUUUGGCUAAUCCUACACACUCUAUCAUUACUCCUCCUUUGCAUUCAUUGCUGUACCUCUUGAGGAGGAUGAGUCUAUUAGCAUCUACUACUGGGAAAAACAAGCUAUUUGAAUAAUAGUAACUGUAUGGGAUUGAUUGUGUUGGUUUCCAAAAACAAGUAAUAGCUAAUGCUUAUCAUAAGAAAGGUGAUGGGACAGGAAUUUGUCGAGCCAAUCACAAUUACAAUUAUCCUUACGUAAAUUUACACUAGUACACAUAUCUAUAUGGGAAUGAGUUCCUUUAAACUAUUAAGUUAUUGCUACUACUAUUCAAUUAUAUAGACAAGUGACUCCAAUGAUUACUAUGCCAUGGAUCUCGGAUCAUCAACAAAGCAUUCGCCAUCUCGUUCACCCUCUCACUCUCCACUGCCACCAUACAGUGGUACACCAAUGCAAGAUGCACCUCUGUACAUGAUGUCAAAACUAAUGAUGAUGAACGGCCAUUCACCCGAUGUUGAAGAGCUGAGGAGAGACGUUAUGGAGAUGAAGGGGUCUAUGAUGCUACUGAGACAGCAAAUGGAAGGCUUGCAGCAGACAAUAAACAGCCUUCAGUCAGCAAUGAGUGCUCAGCCUCAGACUACGAAUGGUAAUUAUGUGGAUAUGCUCCCAUCAAAAGACUCUAUUGUAUAUAAAAUGUCUUCAAAGGAGGUAUUGCAAAUGCUGGAUAAACUUAACCUGUCCCAAUACAAAGAAAUGUUUGAGAGAGAAGAGGUCGACGGGCAGCUGCUAUCCGAGCUAGAUGAAGACACGCUGAAGAGCGAGUUAGGAAUGACUUCAAAAAUACAUCGAAAGAAACUCUUACUUGUCAUUCAAGGCAAACAAACUUAUCAGCAUUUGGUAGUAGAAACUUAGAGACAGUAACUCUCACAAAGCAUUCAUUUGUCGUACUUAUUAUUUGACCUCCAGUUGUAAAUUUUUUGUCAUUAUUUUAAAAAUUUAAUGUUAUUUACAAUAA
Molecule: messenger RNA, 3086 nt
Organism: Amphimedon queenslandica
Lineage: Eukaryota; Metazoa; Porifera; Demospongiae; Haplosclerida; Niphatidae
Exons: 4
Coding region: 150-1823 (557 amino acids)
Source: RefSeq, a predicted model, not a curated record